Musca vetustissima is the source of this 1954-nucleotide messenger RNA. Its product is annotated as glutamate receptor ionotropic, NMDA 2B-like. Gene Ontology annotation, cellular component: postsynaptic membrane; plasma membrane. Lineage: Eukaryota; Metazoa; Arthropoda; Insecta; Diptera; Muscidae. The transcript has 6 exons. The annotation marks the transcript as partial. The record is from RefSeq and is a predicted model, not a curated record. Gene Ontology annotation, biological process: modulation of chemical synaptic transmission; synaptic transmission, glutamatergic; monoatomic ion transport. Gene Ontology annotation, molecular function: NMDA glutamate receptor activity; transmitter-gated monoatomic ion channel activity involved in regulation of postsynaptic membrane potential.
AUUUUUCAAAUAUCUACGUAAUGUCUCAAUAGAAGGCGAUUUAAAUAAACCCAACAUUGAAUUCACAGCUGAUGGUGAUCUAAAAUCGGCAGAAUUGAAAAUUAUGAAUUUAAGACCAAGUGCAAAUAAUAAAAAUUUAGUAUGGGAAGAGAUCGGCGUCUGGAAAUCAUGGGAAGCCCAGAAACUAGAUAUACGUGAUAUCGCCUGGCCGGGUAAUUCACAUGCUCCACCACAGGGUGUACCCGAAAAAUUCCAUUUAAAAAUCACAUUUCUUGAAGAAGCACCCUAUAUCAAUUUAUCACCCGCCGACCCCGUUAGCGGUAAAUGUCUAAUGGAUCGUGGCGUCCUAUGUCGCGUAGCGGCUGAUCAUGAAAUGGCCGAUAUUGAUGUCGGCCAAGCACAUCGUAACGAGUCAUUCUAUCAGUGCUGCAGCGGGUUCUGCAUCGAUCUGUUGGAGAAAUUUGCCGAAGAAUUGGGUUUUACAUACGAACUUGUACGGGUUGAAGAUGGUAAAUGGGGUACUCUCGAGAAUGGUAAAUGGAAUGGUGUCAUUGCUGAUUUGGUUAAUCGCAAAACCGAUAUGGUCCUAACAUCACUCAUGAUCAAUACGGAACGUGAGGCGGUGGUAGACUUCAGUGAGCCCUUUAUGGAGACGGGAAUUGCUAUAGUGGUGGCGAAACGUACGGGUAUUAUAUCGCCAACAGCUUUUUUAGAACCUUUUGAUACGGCCUCAUGGAUGCUGGUGGGCAUUGUCGCGAUACAAGCGGCCACAUUCAUGAUCUUCCUCUUCGAAUGGCUCUCACCAAGUGGCUAUGAUAUGAAAUUGUAUUUGCAAAAUACCAACGUUACACCCUAUAGAUUUUCGCUGUUCCGAACGUAUUGGUUGGUGUGGGCGGUGCUGUUCCAGGCUGCCGUACACGUGGAUUCACCGCGUGGUUUUACCUCAAGAUUUAUGACAAAUGUAUGGGCUCUGUUUGCGGUGGUAUUUUUGGCCAUCUAUACUGCCAACUUGGCUGCCUUCAUGAUAACGAGAGAGGAGUUCCAUGAAUUCACUGGCCUAAACGACAGCCGUUUGGUUCAUCCAUAUUCACACAAGCCAUCCUUUAAAUAUGGCACAAUACCAUACAGCCACACAGAUUCCACCAUCAAUAAAUACUACAAGGAAAUGCACUACUACAUGAGACAAUACAACAAAUCCAGCGUAGCCGAUGGCGUGGCUGCUGUAUUGAAUGGCAAUCUGGAUGCUUUCAUCUAUGAUGGCACAGUCCUGGACUAUUUGGUGGCUCAGGAUGAGGAUUGUCGCCUAAUGACUGUGGGCAGCUGGUAUGCCAUGACAGGCUAUGGUCUGGCCUUCAGUCGCAACUCAAAAUACGUCCAAAUGUUCAAUAAACGUUUAUUGGAAUUUCGAGCGAACGGUGAUCUGGAACGUUUGCGACGCUAUUGGAUGACGGGGACAUGUCGACCGGGUAAACAAGAGCAUAAAUCAUCUGAUCCCUUGGCCUUGGAACAAUUCUUGUCAGCAUUUUUGUUAUUGAUGGCGGGUAUUUUAUUGGCAGCUUUAUUGCUGCUGCUCGAACAUGUCUACUUUAAGUAUAUACGAAAGAGGAUAGCGAAAAAGGAUGGUGGGCAUUGUUGUGCUUUAAUUUCACUGUCAAUGGGUAAAUCGUUGACAUUUCGUGGUGCCGUCUAUGAGGCAACGGAAAUCCUUAAAAAACAUCGUUGUAAUGAUCCAAUAUGUGAUACGCAUCUAUGGAAGGUGAAACAUGAAUUGGAUAUGACAAGGCUGCGGGUGCGUCAACUGGAAAAGGUGAUGGACAAGCAUGGUAUUAAGCCGCCACAAUUAAGACUUGCCUCCUCAUCGGAUUUACUGAACCAUCAUCAUCUGAAAGAACGACCCCCCUUGAUGGGGAAUUUGAGUUUAGCAGCCAGUGCCCAAGAUUUAUACAGGUGGUAA